UACAGGAGCCACCGCGAUAGAGUUGCUUCUGCAUCGCGAAGAACUUUAGAUAACAUUGAUAAGUGUGGCGAAGUAACGAGCAAGUCCUGAAAUCUUUUACGUGAUUUCGUAGCACCUGAUAUUCCCGUAAAAUGAAUGGGAAAUUUCACGAAACCACCAUUUUCUGGGAUAAUUUAACAGUGGCUGUGCCUCGGAAACGCGAAUUAUUACGAACAAUCUAUCGAAAAUUAACAAGAAGACCAUUUGAAGAAUCAUUAAUGAUAUUAAAAGGAGUAUCUGGUUGUGCAGUAACAGGAAACCUGAUUGCAAUAAUGGGACCCAGUGGUGCUGGUAAGACAACUUUCCUAGCCACCCUCUCCGGAAGGGUGGUACCGACCCUAGGUACGGUAAAAAUAAAUGAUCAGAUUCUUCCACGAGAAAUUAUAUCUAAAAUAUCCAGUUAUUUGCCUCAAUUUGAUGUGUUACCAACUUCCCUCACCAUUGAGGAACACUUACGAUUCACGAACGCUUUAAAAACGGACCACAACUCGAGGCAAAGAAAAUUUCAAAUAACAAAACUGCUGUUCGAUCUGGGUCUAAUUGAUUGUAAGGACACCUUGAUAGGGAAAUUAUCUGGUGGUCAAAGGAAACGAGUUUCCUUGGCCAGUGAAUUAAUUACUAAACCUAAGAUACUUUUCCUUGAUGAACCGACAACUGGACUGGACACAUUCUCAGCGAUGCAAGUGGUACAGACAUUGAGAAGGAUAAGUCUUGAAACGAUCGUUUUUUGCACGAUACAUCAGCCUUGUAUGGACGUGUACAAUCUUUUCACUGGUGUCUUGCUGAUGUCCGAAGGGAGGACAGCUUAUCAUGGAAGUAUCGAUGAUGCUACGAAAUUUUUCUCCAGCCUAGGUUACGAGUGUCCAGUUGGUUUCGACGAGUCCGAGUAUUACAUAAAAUUGAUAUCACCUAAAUAUCCAGGAUCAUCAUUAAUCAAUUUUGAUGAUGAUGAUGAACCUGCACCUAAUGAGUGCAUCGAUAAAAUCUGUCGAGCAUUUUUGCAAUCCUCAUUAGCAAUAAUUCCCGAAAUUACAAAUACAAGCCAUCUUGAAAUAGAACCCCAAAGGAAAGCUGGGUGCAUAGUGCAAUUCUUUUGGCUGACCUGGAGGAUAUGGGUUCAAAACCGAAGAACAAUUUUCGUAGACUGGAUUUCAUGGAUAUGUUAUUUCCUUUCGAUGACGAUGGUGGUGACUUUUUACACGGGAAUUAAUCCACGCACUCAAGAGGGUGUGCAGAACGCAAGGGGUGCACUGUACAUGAUGAGCUCUGAAAUUUCCUUCACUGUAGCUUAUUCCGUGAUCUACGAACUUCCUGGACAGCUUUUAAUUUUUCAACGUGAAAAUAGCGUUUACGAUACUGGCCCUUAUUAUUGUGCCACUUUCCUUGGACUGAUACCAAAAGCAACACUAAAAGCACUAAUUUUCACAACAGUGCUGUAUCUCAUACUAAUCACUCAAGUAGAUUUCGUGAAUUUUUUAUUUUAUUGCCUGGCUACAUCAACUGCUGCGAUUUGUGGCACGGCGUAUGGUUUAGUAUUUUCCAGCUGGAUGGAUGACGUCGACGUGGUCACGUCCAUCAUGGUACCCAUCGAUAUGAUAUUCCUGUUAACCGCUGGAAUGUUUUAUAAUCUCAGGUCACUGCCCACGUACCUGACGUGUUUCAAAUAUUUUUCGAUGUUCUUUUACCUGAACGAAGCUCUCUCUAUAAUUUAUUGGUCGCGUGUAGACUACAUCGAUUGUCAAACACCCAGUGACUUGCCCUGUUUACGAAAUGGAACGGAAGUGAUGUUUGAAUACGGUUUUGGAAAUUCCAAUUUCUACUGGGACUUAAUUGGUCUCAUAAUUUUAACAGUUUCAAUGAAUUUGGUUGGAUAUUUUGGUUUACGAAGGAGAAGAAAACUUGGAGCAAUAUAUUGAGCAAAAUAAUAAUUUGUAAUUAAUUUAUUCUAGUUGAUAACAAAAUAACUUAUAGAUACUGUACAAUUAUUAAAUAGUUAUCAAAAUCAAUAAACAGUGAAAAUCGAUGAAUUAAAUUGAGAUGAAAUUAGUA
Molecule: messenger RNA, 2088 nt
Organism: Osmia bicornis bicornis
Lineage: Eukaryota; Metazoa; Arthropoda; Insecta; Hymenoptera; Megachilidae
Product: protein brown-like
Exons: 11
Coding region: 132-1955 (607 amino acids)
Cellular component (GO): plasma membrane
Molecular function (GO): ATP binding; ABC-type transporter activity; ATP hydrolysis activity
Source: RefSeq, a predicted model, not a curated record